AAAUCUCUUCCUAUUAAUCAUUGAGUUUGAGUGAGUCUCAAAAAUCAUAGUGAAAGCACACGAGUUCGUUACUCUUGCGCAACCAUGACUACCUACGGCACAAUCCCAACCUCGUCUUCACCCUCAACCAACCUCGAGUUCAUCUCACGCGCCAAAUUCAAGAUCAAGGAGGGGCUUGCAACUCGCCGGCCAUGGAAGGUCAUGUUCAAUUUCCGGUCGUUCGGGUUUCCCGGCGGCUUCUCCGCUACAGUCUCGCGCGUUCGGACGAACAUCGCUUACUUCCAGAUGAACUACGCGAUCGUGGUGCUGAUUGUGCUGUUCCUGAGCCUGUUAUGGUACCCAAUCUCGCUCAUCGUGUUCGUGGUUCUCAUGGCGGCGUGGCUAUUCCUCUAUUUCCUCCGUGACGAGCCGUUAGUCAUCUUUGGGCGCCUAAUCAAUGACCGCAUCGUGCUCAUCGUCAUGUCGGUGCUGACGGUGCUGCUGCUGCUGCUCACCGGCGCAACGGUCAACAUCCUGGUGGCGCUUCUCAUCGGAGUGGUGUUGGUGGUGUUGCACGCCGCUCUGAGGAAGACGGAUGAUUUGUUCGUGGACGAAGAAGAAGCCACGCGCUUAACUCCUCCUGGUGCUCCUGCUUCUUGAUUUUAUCAAUGUUGUUAUUGAUUUUGUUAUUUGGUGAAUUUAGUAAAUAAUUUUAGAUUUGAUUCCCUUUAAUGUUUUUGGCUGUGAAGAAAGUUGUUGCUACGAUGCUUGCUGUUGUUGCUGGGUAUCGUGAAAUUCGAUUCAUGCUGUUUGUUAACUGCAUUAGAAUUUUUAUCCACUUUUUUUAUUUUUUGUUGUCUAUGUUCUUCUUUGGUUCUGACUUUGAACCGAAUUGGUAAUUGGAAUUGGUUUGGAAAGUUGAGUGGAAAGGCAAUGAAUUGACAAAUCUGCCAAAGGGAACAAGGGGUCCCUACUGCAAUGGGUUUGGGUCUCUAAUUGCGACCUUUGUUUAUGCAUUAAAUGGGACAGUUUCAGGGUUUUUUCUUUGCAAAUUAUUACUACUUCUACAUGGUUCAAGUAACUUUUGCCUGCCACCCAGCAAAGUUUUUGGAGGUAAUACAUGAUUAAAAAAC
This is a messenger RNA of Abrus precatorius (Indian licorice), 1112 nucleotides long. Its product is annotated as PRA1 family protein F3-like. Bases 85 to 639 code for a protein of 184 amino acids. Gene Ontology annotation, biological process: vesicle-mediated transport. Gene Ontology annotation, cellular component: Golgi apparatus; endoplasmic reticulum. Lineage: Eukaryota; Viridiplantae; Streptophyta; Magnoliopsida; Fabales; Fabaceae. The record is from RefSeq and is a predicted model, not a curated record. The transcript has a single exon.